GAUCAGGUAGCCACUAUGGCCAUGGCCCGCAUCAUUGACCUGGUGCCCUGGGAGGAUGGCUCUGCCCACGUGUACGCGUCCCCAGCCAUCCUGAUCCCCAUGGAGCGGCAGAGAAACCAGUUGGCGGGCGUGAAGCAGCAGAUCUACCACCCGGCCCUGCCCAGCCUGCGCCGCAUGGACAUGGACUCUGUCAGGGCCUGCCUGUCGGACGAGCACUGCCAGUCCACUACCUACUGCCGCAAAGCUGACUUUGACAAUGCCUACUACACACUCCUCGGGGUCCCCAACAAACCCCUGCAGUGCUUGGACAUCACCGGGACUGGCCAGAGGCUCCGCCGCAGGUGCCGCGAGGGAAACCUCGUGCCCAUCGCUCGGGGCAUCAACCGAGUGGACUGGCCCUGUUUCACGCGCGCUAUCGAGGACUGGUCCCGUUUCGUGUCCUCUGCCGGCGAGUUCAAACUGCCCUGCCCGAGCAAGAGGGGUCAGUCUGCCCUGCGCGGAGGACGCCCUGGGGCGCGACAGACCCGGAGCUACUGUCUCAACCAGAACCCCAGCCUGGACCGCUAUGGACAGAAGCCCCUGCCUUUCGAUUCCCUGAAUGCUUUCCGAUGCUUCGGCUCCAGAUACAGUCGUGUCAACUACCUAAUCCCUUGGCGUUAAUCUGUGAAAAGGAGGCUGAUCCUCGGCUGCUGGACCAUGCCGCCGCAAGUUUCCCAGCUGAACAGAGGAUGUAUGUUAGCAUCCCCCAUCUCCCUAAGAGUUCAGCCUUACUGGAAAUAAACCUAAUGCUCCC
Molecule: messenger RNA, 793 nt
Organism: Miniopterus natalensis
Lineage: Eukaryota; Metazoa; Chordata; Mammalia; Chiroptera; Miniopteridae
Source: RefSeq, a predicted model, not a curated record